AAUAGAAGAGAAAGGAAAUAUGAAAGUGAUCCAGAAAACAAGAAAAAUUACUGAUAAUUUUAACAGAGAAUUGUUAUUCUUCUAUCAUCAGAAACACAAAAUGCGCUUUAAGUUACUUCUGUUAAUGAGCACAAUCGUGACCAAUGUUUCAUGGGCUAAUGAUCAGCAAUUUUACAAAGAAAAUCAACAAUUAUUGUUAAAUGGCGAAAUAAAACCAAUACUAAAAAAAAAUAAUGAACAAUUAUUACAAAAAAAUAAAGAUGUUAAAACUACAAUAAAUAAAUAUAACAAAACUACAAUAAAUAAUAUAAAAAUAAAAAAAGAAGAAAAUAUUGAUCCUUGGAAGUUUUUAGAACAUAGAGAUCGAAUACAAUUUCAAAUAGAAGGCUAUGAUGGACCACAAACAUAUAUUUUUGGAUUUGAUACUGGAUAUGGAAACAAUAGACAAUAUAGAUUGGAAGAAAAAUAUCGUAAUGGUACAAUAAAAGGACAAUAUGGUUAUUAUGAUGCAAAAGGAAAAUUAAAGAAAAUUCGAUAUUUAGCUACACCUUUUAAAGGAUAUACUGAAAUACAUCAUGAAAGUAAUAUACAAAAAAGAAAAAAUUAA
Molecule: messenger RNA, 607 nt
Organism: Apis laboriosa (Himalayan honeybee)
Lineage: Eukaryota; Metazoa; Arthropoda; Insecta; Hymenoptera; Apidae
Exons: 3
Coding region: 20-607 (195 amino acids)
Source: RefSeq, a predicted model, not a curated record